AUGGAACAUCUAGAUCAUUUCACCGAUAUUCUCCUUAUUUUCCAAGUUGAAAACCACCGAAAACUUCUGUGUAACCUUGAGAUUUACUCCUUUUAUUCAGUUUUAAACGCUUCUAUUGAAAAACAAAACCCCCAAAAUAUAGACGAAAAACUGGAAAAAAUUGCUGAAAUUUCAGAAAAAUCAACAAAAAAUCCCAAAAAUGUCCGUUUAUGCGGCGAUAUGUACGAGCAAUGGCCGACACUCGAGUUUUCGGACCUCAACUCGAGUAUUCUUGACUUGUUUACCAAAGCCACAUCCCAAUCGGUUGCCUCAUCUCUUCUCUACGAGCUGACUCGAUCGGAUGCCGAUGAGAAUGGAGGAUCGAUUCGUUUGAAUAGCGAAGAACACUUGAAAUGGUGUAUGCAAGUGUUGAAUCACUCAUUGACACUCUCUUUUGCGACGAGUCGAGAGUAUGAGACACUUAAAGGCGCCGUGCGAAUCUAUCUCCACUGGCUUCGUGCCCUCUGCGACACUCCAGACAACAACAUCCCGAUUCCUCUACUGGCAACCCCAGAGAAAUAUUUCCGAAACAUCAUCGACGCUCUCCGUUGGGUCUUCUGUAGACGUGACGAUGAUCUUGAAUCCACACUCGGCGGUUCUUCUCAAGUACCACGUGGAUUGGCAAUAGAAAGACAGUCGAUUGAGAUUGAUAUGGUUCUGGAUUCAUUGAAGUAUCUGACAAGGAAUUCAAGUAGAAAGUAUCAAGAUGAAGUAUGGGCGAGAACGAUAAGCUUCUUGUUGAAUAGUUCUGAUAUUCUACUAUCGGAACCGAAUGCGACUGAGGAAAUGGGAACGAGAACUUGUGUUCGAGUGACUGAUACGUUGUUUGAUAUGUGGUUAAAUGCAGUGCUCAAUGAGCAUAUUCCAUCGUUGACCUAUUGGAGCUCACUUUCAACGUUGGCCAAGAGGUGGAGGCAUAAUGUCCCUAUCAUCGAAUGUUGGGCAAAGAAAAUUCUGGGAUUAUCAGUGUUGGUGUGUCGAAAAAUGUAUGGAGACGAUUAUUUGAAAAUUGAUAUUGGUAAGAUUUUCGCUGAAAGUGGGCGGAGCCUAAAAUUAAAAAUUCCAGGCGACGAAAGUGUGAUUCCGUUUGAAAAUGUGCCAAUGACAGCUGACGAAGACGAGAAUGAAGUGCAUUUAUUUACCGGACUUGGUUUAAUAUGCUGUGUUUAUUCGAUUCUCCAGCCAAAAUUUUGUCCCAUGAUGCGACGAGAAAUUUAUGGCAACGCUCCUCGCCGAACGACUUCAAGUAUUUCGAUGUCGAAUUUCGAGCUUGCCACGUCAUCAGCCGCUCAAGGCGUCUCAUUCUUCCUGGCAUCCGUCACCCUUCAACGAAUGGUCGAUCUGUUUUAUGGAGACUCUCGAGUGCAGAUUGAUUUGAGAAAUUAUCAAAUUCAAGAGGGAAAAACGCCUGGGAGCACGAGAACUGCUUCGAUUCUGACUGAUACUCAUAGUCAUCAUACGAAUAGAACUACGUCAACUGCCGGCGACUCAUCUCGAUAUGUCUCUCUUGGCGGUGCUGUUGGACAGAUUCUCGUCGACGACGUUCCCCAACAAACGAACUCAAUGGCUUCUGGAUCGACGGCUUCUGCGAAGACGUCGACGACGACGACUACUGGAACGUCUUCAAGUGACAUCAGAAGAGAUCAACGUGGAAUGAGUAUGCAUAAUUCGAAUCAGAUCAAUACUAGAGAUGCUUCACAACGAACGGUUUCUGUGGCGGAGACGUCGAGAUUCUCGGAGCAGACGUCUUCUACACUGACCUCUUAUAAAUCGGCACCGCCGAUUCCAGAAUCAGAGCAUCAUGGGGAGAGUAUUAGUCAACUGGUGGCGAACUCGACGGUUUCGGCGCCAGCUGGUGGGAAUGAUUCGACACUGAGAGCUGGUAUACAUCCGGCAGAUUUGAAAAUGAUGGUUGGAAGACAUCAAAAUAAUCAGCCGGCGAAUGAUCCGUAUAGGAAUGCACAACGAUUUGUGACCAAUUUUUUGAUUGCCAACCAAGCCUCGAUGCCGUACGUCGGUGCGAAACGUCCAAAAACCGAUCGAAUGUUGGACCUAGUCGGCGAUUGGCUCUUUUCGAUUGUCAACUCACCAUCGAAUAGUCAACGUGUCACUGGAAACGAUCCUUCGGGACAUGGGCAUUAUAAGAAGAAUAAUGAUGGUGUUUCGGAUGGUAAGAGGAUUUCUGAUUUUCAGGUUUUUUGGAUUUUCAGCAAUGACCCCAAUCGCUCCACCGCGACGACGACGCCAGCAGACGUUGUCGUUGAGCGAGGAGCAUCAUCGACUGAGCUAUGA
Messenger RNA from Caenorhabditis briggsae, 2331 nucleotides. Gene Ontology annotation, biological process: activation of GTPase activity. The transcript has 9 exons. Gene Ontology annotation, molecular function: GTPase activator activity. Lineage: Eukaryota; Metazoa; Nematoda; Chromadorea; Rhabditida; Rhabditidae. The record is from RefSeq and is a predicted model, not a curated record. The coding region runs from base 1 to 2331 and encodes 776 amino acids.